Molecule: messenger RNA, 663 nt
Organism: Chenopodium quinoa (quinoa)
Lineage: Eukaryota; Viridiplantae; Streptophyta; Magnoliopsida; Caryophyllales; Amaranthaceae
Product: DNA-directed RNA polymerases I and III subunit RPAC2-like
Exons: 4
Coding region: 113-430 (105 amino acids)
Biological process (GO): DNA-templated transcription
Cellular component (GO): RNA polymerase I complex; RNA polymerase III complex
Molecular function (GO): protein dimerization activity; DNA-directed RNA polymerase activity; DNA binding
Source: RefSeq, a predicted model, not a curated record
UAUUUUAUGAGCCCUAAUUGAAUAUUGUAUCACACAAAUUCUUCAGCCUCGCUCAAGGAAAAUCAGCUAAUUUCAGCAAAAAAAAAAUUAAAGUGAAUUUUGCAGAAAAAAAAUGGAGCAUGGUUCAUAUCAAAAUCCAAGUGCAUCAACAUUCUCAAUAACUGAGGAAGAUCACACCCUUGCUAAUUCCCUCAGACUAGUCCUUAACAAAGAUCCACGAGUAUCGUUUUGUGGGUACAGCAUUCCUCAUCCAUCUGAAGCCCGGGUAAAUGUUAGAGUGCAAACAACAGGUGAUCCAGCUGGUGAGGUGUUGAAAGACGGCUGUCAGAAUUUGAUUAACAUGUGUGAGCAUGUGAGAAAGACCUUUGAUGAUGCUGUUGACAAGUUCAAGAACAGCAAAGCUUCUGAUUCAAUGGAGGAUAGUCCAUGAGAUACUUGCAAAUAAUCAUGUUUCUUUUUCCUUCCUUGUAGCGCAAUUUUUGACUCAAAAAGUAGCUAAACAAGUAGUAGUAGUGUCAGAGACCAUUAUCAUGUUAAAAUGAGCUCUUUCAUUGUUCUCUCCGAGUGAAUGGGCAUUGAGAUUCUUGUAUGCUUUUUUAUACAUGAAAAAUGUAAUGUAAUUUUCCAAAGAAUUUGAUAAUUCUCCUAAUAGUUAUUCUUGAA